CCCGCCGUGAACAACCUGACUAAAUACGAAUUACCCUCUGGGCGCAUCGACCUUCGUCAACCGCCUUUGGCCGUUGGACUUCGACAUGCUCGUCUGCCCUGUGUAUUGCCACGUCGGCGCACCGUUAGUUUAAACUGGCACAAGCCUCAGCCACAUCUAGGGAACUCGGGAGUCGCAGCCCCGGAUUCAAUUGACUCAGCCGACUCCAGUUCUGCACACACUUCUAAUGCAGCAUUAUUCGGCCCUACAGUCGUACGCCAAUCUGAAGAGAGCCUGUUGCCCUUUCCCCGCCGCACUCUACGCUUGCGUGCCUCCAGUCAAUGCUGCUCUGCUUCUGAUAUGGCCCUUUCCAGUCAACCAUGCUUCCAUCAAGUCCUUCAACCUAUAUCCCUGGCAAGUGGACAUUCACAUCAUCACACUCAUCGCCACCAAGCCCUUCUGCAUUUGGCGGCCGCCUCUCGGCCAGCCGUGGCCAGUGGCUCAUGGCUCCAGGCAAGGAUGGCUAGUCUUGGUCACCUAUGUCGGCCCUCUGUCUCCAUAUCCUCGGCCGGAUCGUCACCUCCACCAUCCCCAGCACCUCGGGCGCCGCCAGCCUCUCAAGGUGUCGGCUUGGACGCAUGGUUGCUGUCAGCUAGUCGACAGGCUGCUGCGAGAGAGGGGUUUGGUGUAGAAGAGACAUUUGGGGCUGAAACGCGUCUCAUGGGGCUUGAACAAGCAGACUUAAUUGAUUCAGGCGAGGCUGACAUGGCUUAUCAGCUGCAACUAUCACCCAGUCAGACUACCGGUCACAUAGAUGACGGAGCUGAAGCUGCCCCGGUAGGAUGA
Molecule: messenger RNA, 825 nt
Organism: Protopolystoma xenopodis
Lineage: Eukaryota; Metazoa; Platyhelminthes; Monogenea; Polystomatidea; Polystomatidae
Source: the annotation of a GenBank genome assembly